UUCAUCUCCAAUCUCUCUUUAACUAACAUGUUGAAUAAACAAGGUUUCAUGGAGCUGGUGUGGAACAACAACGUUGGAUCACUUGCUAUGAAAGAUGAGGGCACAUCAGAAAGAGCAAGAAGUAAUGAAGAACGUCUAAUCACCGGCCUAAAAUCGAACUACGGAUACGUUGAUCAUGAUCAAGCUGAUAUUCAGUUCCAAAUUGUUCCAGAGAUUCAAAAAGAAGAAGAAAAUUCGGAGAAAGAUUUGACGUUGGUUGUCCCUGAUGAACAUUCUGAAACUGGUGAUCAUCAUAUCAAUGACUUUUCAGAUAGUUCAGAUAAUCAAUAUUAUUUGAGAAACAAGCAUGAUAAGCCAAAGCGGUCUCGUCUCGAGAUCUUCAGUGAUGAUGAAUCAGAGGGGUUCACAAGAGAAGUUCCUACAGUGACAAGAAAAGGUUUCAAGAGAAGAAGAAGUGACGAGACGGUGAGUAACAAGAUGCGUAAGCUACAGAAACUUUUACCCAAUUGUCACAAGGAGGACACAGUUUCUGUUCUCGAUAAGACCAUUGAGUAUAUGAAAGAUCUUCAACUUCAGCUCCAGGUGAUGUCUAUAAUGGGAAUGAAUCCUUAUAUUACUCAGGCGACAUUAAACUUUGAAAUGCACAACUACUUGUUGACGGUGAUGGCUAUGGCUCACGGUAUAAAUCUAGCGAAUCAAACAACGUCGUCGCCGUUAGUUCCGGCGUCGAAUUGGCCGUUGCCACCGUUUAGUAAUCUUUCACUCCUACACACAUCUAAUCAAUCUCUCUUUCCUACAACAGCAUUACCAGCUGCUUCCAGUCACUGUCUUUGCGGUUUGGUUCCUUGUUUCCCAAGUUCUCUUGAUUUUUAUUCCCAUACGAUGGGUGGAAAACUAUAGUAUGUAAGUUGCUAUAGAAAGUUUGUAUGAAACGUUCGUUCAUUAGAAAAAAAAAACAGAAAAACGAAAUAAGACAUGCACAAUGUGAUUUGUAUACUUGGAUCUGGAGUUGACCAAUGUGUUCUAUUCCAGCGAUUAAUUGCACCAAACAUCAUGUACAUUUGAGCUAUUUACAUACUGUUUUGUGUUGCGC
This is a messenger RNA of Eruca vesicaria subsp. sativa (arugula), 1093 nucleotides long. The record is from the annotation of a GenBank genome assembly. NCBI's taxonomy places the organism in Eukaryota, Viridiplantae, Streptophyta, Magnoliopsida, Brassicales, Brassicaceae.